AUUCGACAACGACCUCAAGACCUUCAAGGUAAGAAGCCUAUUACACCGUGUAGACGCUCCUAAACCCGUCUUUCCAUUCCCUAGACUUUGCCAUGGCCACAUUCUCCUCGACACCCAUCGUCAUUGAUGGCAAGGGUCACCUCCUUGGUCGUUUGGCCUCUAUAAUCUCCAAGCAGGUUCUCUCCGGCCAGAAGAUUGUUGUCGUGAGGUGUGAGGAGAUCAACAUCUCCGGCAGCUUCUUCCGCAACAAGCUACGUUACCACAACUUCCUCCACAAGCGCCAUAUCGUCAACCCCAAGAAAUCUGGCCCUUUCCAUCACCGUGCUCCUUCCAAAAUUCUGUUCCGUGCCAUCCGUGGUAUGACUCCCCACAAGACUCCUCGAGGUGCUGCUGCUCUUGAGCGCUUGAAGCUCUUCGAGGGUGUUCCACCGCCAUACGACCACAAGAAGCGUAUGGUUGUUCCUGAGGCUCUGCGGGUGUUGCGGUUGAAGCCCGGCCGGAAAUACUGUACUGUCAAGCGUUUGUCGCACGAGGUCGGCUGGGGCUACAAGGAUGUUGUGGAUCGUCUUGAGGAGAAGAGGAAGAUCAAGGCUCAGGCCUUCCAUCAGCGCAAGAUUGCAGCACUGAAGCUGCGCCAAAAGGCAGUUUCGGAUGCCUCGACAUCCUUCGAGAAACUGACGACGCUGGGCUACUAGAUGGAUGGGAGACUAUUUCAUCUUCGAUGUGCUUGCGUUGCUCUAUGUUAUGAUCCGUUCCCAUAAGACAUGCAUGUAACUAUGCGACCUCUGCUGAGCCGGCGUUUUUAUGAUGAACCUCAUUCGAUACUCUGAAAACACUUGCAACAGAGAUGUAGUUCUAGGCAUGAAUAUGAUACAUUUCAAGGAUAAUAAUGACUUACAACACUUUGGGAGAGAUGGCCUGAUGCGGACAUACCGCCGAGUCAUUACAUAAUAUGUAGCUG
This is a messenger RNA of Suillus paluster, 961 nucleotides long. Its product is annotated as ribosomal protein L13 domain-containing protein. The transcript has 5 exons. Gene Ontology annotation, biological process: translation; negative regulation of translation. The record is from RefSeq and is a predicted model, not a curated record. Gene Ontology annotation, cellular component: ribosome; cytosolic large ribosomal subunit. Gene Ontology annotation, molecular function: mRNA binding; structural constituent of ribosome. Bases 93 to 695 code for a protein of 200 amino acids. NCBI's taxonomy places the organism in Eukaryota, Fungi, Basidiomycota, Agaricomycetes, Boletales, Suillaceae.